Molecule: messenger RNA, 1328 nt
Organism: Orussus abietinus
Lineage: Eukaryota; Metazoa; Arthropoda; Insecta; Hymenoptera; Orussidae
Gene: TBCC
Product: tubulin-specific chaperone C
Exons: 1
Coding region: 21-1049 (342 amino acids)
Biological process (GO): tubulin complex assembly; post-chaperonin tubulin folding pathway
Cellular component (GO): cytoplasm
Molecular function (GO): tubulin binding
Source: RefSeq, a predicted model, not a curated record
AAUAGCAUUUGACUAAGGAUAUGGAUCCUACCACUCUCAUCGAGGGAAGCCUACCAGAUCGUAUUAAUAAGAGGGAUCGGGAACGCAAGAAUGUGAUAGAAAGACGAAGAGAGGAAAGGCAACAACUAGCGGUCGAGUCCGAACAAGCUAGUUAUUUCAAAGAAACCUUCUAUUCAUCAUGCCAGAAAAUACGGGAUCUACUAGACGAUGCUCCCACUGCACCUACGUCUGCUUUGUCUGGCAUCUUCGACAAGAUCAACAAGGAGAUACAUUUAUUGAAAAGCUACCUAUCUCAGUCUAAAAUGUUUCUCAAGGUUUACGAUAUCAGGAGGGCACAAGAGAACUUGCAGGUCUUGGAAAAUGAAGCUGCCGACCUGGAACUCAAACUUCUGCCUAAGAAGAAGUUUGGCUUCAAAAAUCGUAGAGCGGUCAAGAAGCCUACGGAAAAGUCACUCGAUGUGACCGAUGGGCUGAAAGACCUAAAGCUAACAGAAGGAAUUCCAAAUGGCACGACCAAACAAAAUAAUAAAUUAUCUAGCAAGUAUGGCGACAGUGCGUGUAUGCUAUUAGGUAAAGUGGACGAACAGUUGGUCUUAGAUGCGGAAAACGUGAAUAAGAACGAUGUAUUGCUGUCCGACUUGUUGCGAUGUACGGUUCGGAUAUAUGGCACUCCGAGUACUCUUCAUAUGGUUAAUCUGAAACAGUGCACCGUCCUGGUCGGUCCAGUGACGUCAUCGGUAUUCGCUCAUGAUUGCAUCGAAUGCACCUUUGCUUUUGCGUGUCAGCAGCUUAGACUGCACUCGUCGACCGACUGUACCGUUUAUCUACAUGUCACGAGCAGAGCAAUUAUAGAAGACUGUACGGAAAUACGCGUAGCGCCCUACAAUUGGACAUACGAGGAUCAAUCGAGUCACUUCAACCUAGCUGGGCUCGAUCCAAAGGUGAACAACUGGAAUUGCAUCGAUGACUUUAAUUGGUUAUCCAAUGAGAAACACUCACCCAAUUGGACUAUUCUUGACUCUGACUUGAGGGUAAAGAGCUGGGAUUGAUGACGGUUUUGAGAGCGUAAACUUUAAAGACAUUCGCAGACUAGGCUCUAGAGAUUUGGUUUCACUUGGGAAACGGCGAUCGACAUUAGUUUCCUGGAGGAAUCGUCUGUAUUUGGCUUUUACACAAUAAUACACUUCACGCGAUCGUUUACUGCGUAAAAUUAAUAAAAUUUCACUGCUUAAACAUGUAAGUGUGAUGGAUCUCGCGCCUCGUACGUAUUUUUAUCCCAAACUGUAUGGUUUCUAAUAAAAUUUUUUUAGAUCUUCAUAUACCGAAAA